Molecule: messenger RNA, 535 nt
Organism: Perognathus longimembris pacificus (Pacific pocket mouse)
Lineage: Eukaryota; Metazoa; Chordata; Mammalia; Rodentia; Heteromyidae
Gene: Atp5pf
Product: ATP synthase peripheral stalk subunit F6
Exons: 4
Coding region: 71-397 (108 amino acids)
Biological process (GO): proton motive force-driven ATP synthesis
Molecular function (GO): proton transmembrane transporter activity
Source: RefSeq, a predicted model, not a curated record
GGUGGCGGCGGUGACUCCGGCGGCUCGGGACUGAGUGCGCGAGGUGACCGGCAGGGUUGUUAGAACCACCAUGAUUCUUCAGAGGCUCUUCAGAUUCUCCUCUGUCCUUCGGUCAGCAGUCUCUGUUCAUUUGCGGAGGAACAUUGGUGUGACAGCCGUGGCAUUUAAUAAGGAACUUGAUCCUAUACAGAAACUCUUUGUGGACAAGAUCAGAGAGUACAAAGCAAAGCGACAGUCAUCUCAAGGACCUGUUGAUACUGGCGCAGAGUAUCAGCAAGACCUGGAGAGAGAGAUCUUUAAACUUCAACAAAUGUAUGGGAAAGGAGACAUGACGACAUUCCCUACCUUCAAAUUUGAAGAUCCCAAAUUUGAAGUCAUUGAUAAACCCCCAUCCUGAAGAAAUAACAUGAAAUUAAUCUGGUAAUUUGUCAUGGACUUGUUGUACAAGUACUUAGAAAUAUAAUAAACAUACACUUCAUAACUGUCAAAUGCUCUUUAAAUUCUGAUUACAAAUAAAUUGGUAAUAUUGCCCGUA